Messenger RNA from Lacerta agilis (Sand lizard), 1616 nucleotides. It is a transcript of the gene CSNK2A1, whose product is annotated as casein kinase 2 alpha 1. Gene Ontology annotation, biological process: protein phosphorylation. Gene Ontology annotation, molecular function: ATP binding; protein serine/threonine kinase activity. The coding region runs from base 232 to 1407 and encodes 391 amino acids. The transcript is spliced from 13 exons. Gene Ontology annotation, cellular component: nucleus; cytosol; protein kinase CK2 complex. NCBI's taxonomy places the organism in Eukaryota, Metazoa, Chordata, Lepidosauria, Squamata, Lacertidae. The record is from RefSeq and is a predicted model, not a curated record.
GUUUCCGGCCAGCCUCGCUCUGGGCCCUGCGGCUGGCGGCCGAGCCUUGUGCCUCCGCCAUAUUGUCUGUGUGAGGCCGGCGAGGGAGGCGCGGUGGUGGCUGCUGCCGCCUCCUCCUCAGUUGGAAAAUUCUGAGUUCUGCCUGAGGCCCACCACCACGAUUUGCACUGAAAUUGGAAGCGGCGCGAACACCAGAUCCUUAACCUAGCUCGGCCUGCCAAUCUGUCCACAAUGUCGGGACCUGUGCCAAGCAGGGCCAGAGUCUACACAGAUGUAAAUACACACAGACCACGAGAAUACUGGGAUUAUGAGUCGCACGUUGUUGAAUGGGGUAACCAAGAUGACUACCAACUAGUCCGGAAAUUGGGCCGGGGCAAAUACAGUGAAGUCUUCGAAGCCAUCAACAUCACAAAUAAUGAAAAAGUAGUUGUUAAAAUCCUGAAGCCUGUGAAAAAGAAGAAAAUCAAGCGUGAAAUCAAAAUCUUGGAGAACUUGCGAGGCGGCCCCAACAUCAUCACCCUUGCAGACAUAGUGAAAGACCCCGUGUCUCGGACCCCAGCCUUGGUUUUCGAACAUGUAAACAACACAGACUUUAAGCAAUUAUACCAAACGUUAACAGACUACGACAUCAGGUUCUACAUGUAUGAAAUCUUGAAGGCCCUGGAUUAUUGCCACAGUAUGGGAAUAAUGCACAGAGACGUCAAACCCCACAACGUCAUGAUUGACCAUGAGCACAGAAAGCUCCGGCUAAUAGAUUGGGGUUUGGCUGAAUUCUAUCAUCCUGGCCAAGAGUACAAUGUCCGAGUGGCUUCUAGAUACUUCAAAGGCCCAGAGCUCCUCGUAGAUUAUCAGAUGUACGACUACAGUUUGGACAUGUGGAGCUUGGGUUGCAUGCUCGCCAGCAUGAUCUUCCGAAAGGAGCCCUUCUUCCAUGGUCAUGAUAACUAUGAUCAGUUGGUGAGAAUAGCUAAGGUGCUUGGGACAGAAGACCUAUACGACUACAUUGACAAAUACAACAUUGAACUUGACCCCCGUUUCAACGACAUCUUGGGCAGACAUUCCCGCAAGCGAUGGGAACGCUUCGUCCACAGUGAGAAUCAGCAUUUGGUCAGCCCCGAGGCCCUGGAUUUCUUGGACAAGUUGCUGCGAUACGACCACCAAUCCCGUCUCACGGCGAGAGAAGCCAUGGAGCACCCUUACUUCUACCCCAUAGUGAAGGACCAGGCUCGGAUGAGCUCAACCAACAUGCCGGGCAGCAGCACCCCCGUCAGCAGCGCCAGUAUGUUGUCAGGGCUUUCUUCAGUGCCAACGUCUUCACCCCUGGGGCCUCUAGCGGGCUCGCCUGUGAUAGCUGCUGCCAACACCCUAGGUAUGCCAGUUCCAGCUGCCGCGGGAGCCCAGCAGUAGAGGAUGACGCCCCGUCUCCCAGAUGCCUGACCGGAGCCGGGUUGGGGCCGAGGUCCCUCCUCCACCCCCUUCCCCAGGACAACUGCAGCCGCUUGUGGCCGGCGUUGUGGGGAGGGAGAAGGGAGGGUAUGGAAUGCUUUGGAGGAGUUAUGUCUGAACAGUUGCUUGUGGAUUUAUAGUAGUUCAGUCAUAAAAAAAAGAAAAAUAUA